AUGUCUCAAAUACAUUUAUUAGAAGAAAGAUCUAUUGAUGAUUCAAUACAUGGGUUUAUUCCAAUAAGUUAUUAUGCAAAUUUAAUAAUUGAUACAAAAUAUUUUGAUAGAGUUAGAAAUAUUCAACAAACUGGAAUGGCAAAAGUAGUUUAUCCAUGUGCUGAACAUUCCAGAAAAAGUCAUUUACUUGGAACAUACUUCUUAUCAUUACGUGUAUUAAAAAAACUUUCAAAAGUACAGCCUUAUUUGUUAAUCGAUGAAAAAGAUUUACUUUGUGUUAGUAUAGCUGCACUUUGCCAUGACAUUGGACAUGGUCCCUGUAGUCAUACAUAUGAUGGACCAUUUUUGAAUGCAGUUAACAAAAAUAGUGGUUUUACCCAUGAAAAAGCAAGUGUUGAAUUAUUAAAAAUGAUUUUUAAAAAUUAUCCUCAUAUAAAAAAUGAAUUUGAUAAAGUUUUAGAUGAAAAAGAUUAUAUAUUUAUUUAUGAAUGUAUUAAUCCUAAAGUACCUUUUAUGGUUGAUGGUAAAUGGAUACCAAAAGGAAGAGGUAAAGAAAAAUCAUUUUUAUAUGAUGUUGUAUCAAAUGUACAUACAGGAAUUGAUGUUGAUAAAUUUGAUUAUUUUUUAAGAGAUACAUUUUUUUGUAAUAUUAAAGGUAGUCAAUUUGAUGUAGAUGUAUUACAAAGAAUAAUUGAUUAUUCAAGAGUUGUAUAUGAUUCAAAAUUAGGAUACACUAGAAUUGGUUAUGCUUUAAAAAUUAAAAAUUGUAUUAAUGCUGUCUUUGAGACGAGAAAAUUUUUAUUUCAAAUUUUAUAUUAUCAUAAGACGUGCCUAAGUUAUGAACAUGUACUAUUAAAAGCAUGGAUAGAAGCUGAUAAAUAUUUAGAAUUUAAAACAAAAAAUGGUGAAAUUUUAAAACUUAGUACUAUAUUUAAAGAUUGGGAGGUGUAUAGUUCAGUUACAGAGAAUGUUGUAAAUGCUUUAAUUGAAUUUUAUCCUGAUGAAAGAUUACAAAAAAGUAAAGAAAUUCUUGAAAAACUUAAAGAAAGACAUAUCCCUAAAAGAAUUUAUACUUUAAAAGGAAAAAAUUUAAAAGAUAUGGAUGAGGAAUUUAUUAAAAAAUGGAUAAUCGAAAAUUGUCACAAAGAGUUUGAUGAAGAUAAAUUAUUCAUAAAAAUUAGAAUAAUUCAUGGUGGAAAAGGACUUAUGAAAAAUCCAAUGGAUGAUGUCUUAUUUUUUAAUCAUAAAAAUUAUAAAAAUAAAAAUAUGGUGGAAGAAGUUGUGAAAGAAAAGCUAUUUAUGAAUGUAUAA
This is a messenger RNA of Strongyloides ratti, 1311 nucleotides long. Its product is annotated as Deoxynucleoside triphosphate triphosphohydrolase SAMHD1. The record is from RefSeq and is a predicted model, not a curated record. The coding region runs from base 1 to 1311 and encodes 436 amino acids. Gene Ontology annotation, biological process: dGTP catabolic process. The transcript has 3 exons. NCBI's taxonomy places the organism in Eukaryota, Metazoa, Nematoda, Chromadorea, Rhabditida, Strongyloididae. Gene Ontology annotation, cellular component: nucleus. Gene Ontology annotation, molecular function: dGTPase activity.